This is a messenger RNA of Durusdinium trenchii, 1926 nucleotides long. The record is from the annotation of a GenBank genome assembly. NCBI's taxonomy places the organism in Eukaryota, Dinophyceae, Suessiales, Symbiodiniaceae.
AUGCUUCUCGAGCUUCCUGUGCAUGAUCUAGCGGCCGGUUCCAAGCAGCUACUGGAGAAAUCCGACAACAGGAGUGGUUUGUCGGCAAGCUCAUCAGCACAUUUGAAGAAGACAUUGAGGCUUCGUGAGAACGGGCGUCAUUUGUUGCUUGGAAGAAAUGGUUGUGGGAAGACGACACUGUUGCGUGCUAUCGUCUCUGGUGAAUUGCAAGGCUGGCCACAGUCACUCACCACGUAUUUGGUUGACCAAGAGUUGAGCAUGGACUUGUUUGUGUCACCACUCGAGACUGUUCUGAGGGCUGACCACCGUCUUUAUUCCUUGCAGAAAGAGCUGAAGCAGUUGGAAGAGAUUUGCACUGACCAAAGUGACCAAGCAGACAAAGCAUCAAACAGACUGGGCGAAAUCUACGCGGAAUUGAACGACUCAGGAGCUGAAAGUGAACCUGAGUGGAGGACCCGCGCAAUGUCUUUGCUCAAAGGUCUGGGGUUUCAAGAGGCGCAAUGUACUGAGCCAAUAGAUCAGAUCAGUGGGGGUUGGAGGGUGCGUGUUGCAAUUGCUGCUGCACUGUUUGUACGACCGCGGUUGCUCAUGUUGGACGAGCCGACAAAUCAUUUGGAUUUGGGAGCGAUUGAAUGGCUGCAGCAACAUUUGGUUGAUGAGUACAAAGGCACUGUGCUUUGCGUUUCGCACGAUCGAGAGUUUAUCAAUGAAGUCUGCACAGACAUCAUAGUGUUUGCUGAUCAGGCUUUGACGUACUUUCAUGGAACAUUAGACAUGUUUGAGGAGGCUGCAAUGGAGAAGGCUCGGCACAUGGAGCGCGAGGCUGCAGCUAUAGAAAGAAAGCGGGAUUCCAUUCUUCAGACAAUUCAACAUAAGGAGCAACAAGUUGCCAGCGCACAAAAGAACAAGGCAAAAAACAAGUCUAAGAACAAAUAUGCAAUAUUGCAUGACGCAGAAAGCAAGGGCACCUCAAGUUUGGUGAGCUGCCAGCAACAAAAGCUGGAGCGCCUGGGAAUGGAAAAAACGGAAGAUGGGAAACGGUUCAAGAGCUCUGAGCAUGGAAAUCGUGCUGGAUCGAUGGCAGACAAUGAGGGUGGCUGGGUCGAUGGAAAGAUGACGGCCGUCAAAGCUGCUACCUUUAAGUACCCCAACAGUCAGGAGUCAUCAUUGAACGAGGUGGAUUUGUCGGUAUCGGCAGGAGACCGCAUUGCCAUUCAAGGUCGCAAUGGAGCUGGCAAGUCCACCCUGGUCAAACUGAUUACUGGUGAAGUGGAAGCCACAGAGGGAGAUGUUUGGCGGCAUCCGAGUCUGAAGGUCUCAGUUUUGCAUCAACAUGACACUGAUGCCCUCGCUCAUACUAGCGCAUCUCCAGUGGAAUGGCUGGCAGAGCUGUAUCCCAAGAAAAAGGAAUUGGACCUUCGAAAGCAAUUGGGUUCUUUUGGAGUGACAGGUGACCUUGUGUUUCAGCCCCUUAAGACUUUGUCAGGGGGUCAACGAAUGCGAGUUCUUUUCACCAAAAUAUGUAUGGAGCUUCCGCAGCUGCUCGUCCUCGAUGAGCCAACCAAUCAUUUGGACAUUUACUCCAUUGAUGCUCUAUGUGUCGCGCUGACCGAGUUUCGUGGUGCAGUUCUCCUCAUCAGUCACAAUCGUGAUCUCUUGCGAAAGGUUGCUAAAGAGCUCUAUGUGAUCUCGAAAAGCACCCGAAAGCUGUCCUUAGUCAGCCGCGCAUUGCCAGAUGGUUCGCCUUUGGAGAUCCCUUCCGUUGCUGACAUGUCGCCGCGUAAAGCGGAGGCGACGCAGGAGAAGCCAAAGGGCAAAUUUGAACCACCCAAGAGGAGUGCGGAGAAGAGUCCAGAGAAGUCUCACGCGGAGACAGAACAAAAGCCAGUGCAGGCACCUCCAUGGCUGCGACAGUUUCGCCGUUGA